Molecule: messenger RNA, 1566 nt
Organism: Phytophthora sojae
Lineage: Eukaryota; Oomycota; Peronosporomycetes; Peronosporales; Peronosporaceae
Exons: 4
Coding region: 1-1566 (521 amino acids)
Source: RefSeq, a predicted model, not a curated record
AUGAGUCCGCCGUUCCUGCUUACUAGCGAGGUCUGCAGCCGUCGCACUCAGCACUUCGACAAGAGCAAGUCGCCCAAGAACCCCACCACAAUAGCCAAGUCUCGCGACGAUAACAAGGCCGCCAUCAUCCGACGACUGCGCUCGCGCUUGGACCGCAAGACGCGCGGCGUCAGCGCCGAGACCGACGCGCGACUGCGCGCGCAAGUCGCCUUCUACGCCCAGCUGCGCAGCUCCAUCUUCGUCAACGGCGACUCGCUCGGCGUUACGGCCCUCGGCAAUGUGGCCGUGGCCGUGCUGGCCGACGACACGCACGCAGUCACUACGAUGGACACGGGGCCCGCGCCCGCGCCCGACCUCUUCGCUGCUCAAGCUGUUCCUGCGCCCGCGACCAAGCGUCCGGCCGCUUCGGGCGCCGAUCACCAGGAGGCCCCCGCCGCCAAGAAGCAGCGCAAGAGCUCGCGCACCCCGCAGUACAUGUUCGACUUGCCGGACACCUUCCCCCGCGACGUUCAGCUGGUCAAGGCCGCCGCCAAGCAGGGCAAGACCCCGCCGCGAGCAGCGUACCCCAUGGGCCGGGCAGCGCGCCUGCUCUACCUGAUGCACUGGCGCUACUACAUGCGCCACCGUGACACGUUCUUCGACUGUGCGCUGUACGCGCCAACGGACAACUCGGAAGCUCGCCGCCGCGACAAGCUCAACGCGAACCAAGGCCGCCUCGUGCUGGUGAGUGCAUACUUCUGCCUCUUCGGCUGGUACGGGUUCCUCGACCGCUUCGAGAACACCGUUCACGACAAUCUCAUGUGGCUCGGAGGCAAGGCCGCCAAGCGUUCCGUGUCGGCCAAGGGCAAGGCCAGCUCGGCGACGGACCUCGUCACGCUGUGGCGCCACGUCCGUUACCGCUACGACAGCCUGAUGGCUCGCAUCCUGGAUCCGUGCCGCGUCGAAGAAGACGGUUAUCAGAGCAUCCGUGAGCUGCUGGAGCAGACGGAGGCUUUGGACCCGACUCGUCCCCCGCACCUUCGACUCAGUGACGAAGCUCUGGCUCGCGUUGCGCUCGACGCGGGCCGCAAGCCUCCUAACCCGGUCUGGGUCGGCAACAAGAGCAGCGGUAUCUGGAAGACGCUGCUGACGAACAGCCGGACCCGCGCGCUCCAGGUCAAGAUCGCCAAGCAGCUCAAGGAGGGCACGUACUGGAUCAUGGACUUGAAGCCGUUCCAGCGCACGGAGCAGGGCUACAACGACUCGGUCUACGCCAACAACGACGGCACGUUCACCGUGCAGCCGCCGUCUCCGCCCGUCGACGAGGAGCUCGAAGACGUCGAAGACGACGAGUCCGAGGAGAAGCCGUCCACGCCGAGCCCCACCGAAGAAGACGAGCCCGACGACCAAGAGCAGGACGACGCCGAUCAAGACGACAAAGCCGAAGACGACGAAGGCGGCCGCAGCUCGGACACCCACGACGCUCUCGAAGACGACAAGAAGAGCAGAUCCGGCGACGACAAGGGCGGCUCGUCGGCCAAGGGCAACUCCAAAAAGAAGAGCUUCGACUCUUCGAGCUCCAAGUAG